This is a messenger RNA of Microstroma glucosiphilum, 1076 nucleotides long. RefSeq names its product Ssu72-like protein. Gene Ontology annotation, cellular component: nucleus; mRNA cleavage and polyadenylation specificity factor complex. Gene Ontology annotation, biological process: termination of RNA polymerase II transcription. The transcript has 2 exons. Bases 113 to 808 code for a protein of 231 amino acids. Gene Ontology annotation, molecular function: RNA polymerase II CTD heptapeptide repeat phosphatase activity. Lineage: Eukaryota; Fungi; Basidiomycota; Exobasidiomycetes; Microstromatales; Microstromataceae. The record is from RefSeq and is a predicted model, not a curated record.
CAGCCUCCCCGCCUUCCUCACCUCUUCGCCGGCAAACCACAUCUCUCGCCGCAAGCAGCGGCAUCCUUUCUGAGUUCUAGAAUCUGUGGCAGACCAGAGAUUGAAUUCCAACAUGGCUGCCUUCGCCCCGCCUCCGCUUGCUUCCUCCUCAUCCUCUAAGCUGCAGACGGUACAAAGCUCAGCAAUGGACGCUGCCAGAGGCCAAGGCAUGUCCGCAACAGAGAUGGAGAGGCUAGGAAACAUGUUCUGCGUGGUGUGCGCCAGUAACAACAAUCGGUCGAUGGAGGCACACAAUGUCCUGAGCGCAAAUGGCUUCAGAGUAUUCUCGGCAGGCACAGGAUCAGCUGUAAGGCUACCUGGCCCAGCCAUUGACAAGCCUAACAUCUACACGUUCGGUACACCUUACGACGACAUGUACCGAGACCUGAAGUCGCAAGACGAACGGCUCUAUACACUGAAUGGGAUCUUGCCCAUGCUUGACCGCAAUAGGAAGAUCAAGAGGGCGCCGGAAAGAUGGCACGAGGGAAGGGGCACUGCUGAUGUGGUUAUCACCUGUGAAGAGAGAUGCUUCGAUGCAGUCGUAGAGGACCUACUCUCACGCAAUGGCGAGUACAGUCGACCAGUGCACAUCAUCAAUGUUGAGAUCAAGGACAACCAUGAGGAGGCCCUUCUAGCCGGCAAGGCGAUUCUGGACCUCUGCCGGGCUCUCAAUGCUUCGAGCAAUCUGGACGAAGACAUAUCAGGGAUAGUGGAACAGCAGAUGAAGAGGCAUCCCCAUCCUCUUUUGCACACGAUUUGCUUCUACUGAGAAUAAUCGGACUCGGUUCUCCCUUGGAUCUCUCAUCAAGAACAUAAACACAAUGAUACCCUCAGACUGCAUCACAGUGCCACGGACAGCAACACGGGAGCAAACCAGCAUCUUUAUGCCAGGGAAAGGUUGCAUUGACUCUUUCGACACUGUAGCUCACAACUUGGCCUUGUCCUGCUCCGGGUCUUCUGCUCUCAAUUCCUUUGCCAGGACACGGAGGUCCUUACGCAGAAUCUUUCCACUAGCCGUCUUUGGAAUCGCGUCAAGG